UCAUAGUCCCUCCAUUUUAAGAGGCAACGUAAAAUCUUUACAUAACAGUCAUUGAUUUGGCUACAGUCCUUUACUGGCUUGGCUCCGGCAUCUGCUUAUUCACAUGAAACCCGCCACACUGCGCUUUAUAAUCUACAACAGACAAGGAUUUGCUGAUUUGUGAAAUACGGUCGAAACCGGAAGAAGCUGUCCAAGAUGGCGACCCUUGCGUGUCGUAACCGUUUACGGUUUCCUUAUAUGGGUCGCUUCCAGUCUAGUGAGGUCUCAGUUUAUCUCGCGGUAGCUGGCUGAGAGAAGAAGCGGAGGGUGAGCUGACAGUCAGGGUGGCCGGAGUUUAUGCCAACUGUUGUGUUAAACGGCAAAAUGAACAUCGUGUCCACGGUUCGGUGAGUUCACAGUCCGCAGGCCGCUGCUGACUUCACUACUACAUGGAGUUAAAUACGGUUAAUCGAUCUCCCAGGGAGGAGGGGGAGCUCGAAGACGGAGAGAUCUGCGAUGAUGAAACCGAGGAGAGUGUGCCGUUCCGACGGGGGGAUGGUAACAGGCCGGGCGGUGGCGGGGCUCCUCCGCGGACACGAAAACCACACCAACGCCCGCACAACAUGCUGCCACACAUGGGACACCAGCCGCCGGAUUUUCGCCUCAUGAUGCCAUACAACCUCGGACCUCACGGACACGGCCCUUUCCCCCCGGGCCACAGGCAGCAGUGCGGGCCGAGUGGGCCCGACCGGCCUCCCUCUCCGCUGCCGCCUCCGCUGCCGCCGCCGCCGGCGGUACUCGGUCCCCACGGCGAGCCCAACCCGCGGUCUAGCUUCUGGGAGCGGAGCCACGGCGCCCUGGGCAGGUUCAGGCACCGGUCCAUACCGAACGGUGGACGCGGGGCCUGGAACAGAGGCAGCAGAGCUCCCCUCGGUCGUUACGGGCCCGGAGAGAGUCACGGCACCAAGACUGACUCUCCCUCGAGAAAACAAAAGCUGCUGGGGAGGAAUCAGACAAGAAAAGCGGCUCACAGUGUUUCCAAACCAGAGAACAGUGUUGAUGAAUCCUUUGAGGACUUGCUGUCCAAGUAUAAACAGAUUCAAUUGGAGCUGGAGUGUAUCCGUAAAGAGGAGACCAUGGCUCUGGAGCCCAAAGCUUCCCCUGUCAGAGAGGACAUAGCAGACAAAACUGCCAGUAUUGCAGAGACCAGACCAGUACCUGAACCAGCCCACAGUCCAGAAGGAACAGAGGAGACAUCAGAGCUGGAGAAGGCUGAGAAGAAAGUGUUCCAGGCGUUCAACAUCAAACCUCUUCGUCAGAAACUGCCCACCCCUGCUACUCUGGACGAGCUGAAGAAGAAAUGGGCCGAGAAGGAUAAAGAAGGUGAAGCUGAAAAAGAGGGUGAAGAAGAAGGCGAGAGAACAGAAGAUGGAGCAGAAACAGAGCAGAAACCUGAAACAGAAGCAGGGGAGAAGACGUGUUCGUGCUGCUGCAAGGAAACGGACAGAGAUGAGAAGGAGAAACCUAAAAAGACCUGUUUGUGUCGCAGAGAAUCAUCAGCCUCCAGUGAGGACUCUGUCGUCUCUCCUGACAAGAACAACAACAUGAAAAACAAAAUGACUCUGUUUUCUGAGCAGCCGGUGCUGAAGGUGGAGGAGGAGGAGCUCUCGGAGCUGCAGCUGCGUCUCCUCGCUCUGCAGUCGGCCAGUAAGAAGUGGCAGCAGAAGGAGCAGCAGGUGAUGAAGAAGAGUAAAGACCGGAUCACUAGAGCUGCCCAGGAGAAGAACUCCGGCCCCGGCCUGAGCCCCGCUCCACUCAGCAGGCAGAGGGUCACCACCAGGUCUGCCGCUGCCGCUGCCGCUGCCGCUGCUGUGGCGGACAGGAACAGAACCAGGUCCAAACCUCUGGAGAGGGACCGAGACAGGAACAAGGCCGGGCCCCGACCGCCAGACAGAGACAGAGAGAGACUUCCAGAGAGAGACAGACCUAAACAGAGUCCAAAACCUGGGCCCAAAGGUCUGCUGGAGAGAGGCAGGACUCUAGGAAAACCUCACUUGACCAAGAAAAUUAUUAGUCCAGCAUGGGCAUUGAAAAACUGGAAAUGCAAAGAAAAACAAUCAGAUUGGCAGGCCCAACACUACACUGGCUCAGCAGCGAAGCAGGCGUUCAGGAAGCAGCAGCUGAGGACGUGGAAGCUGCAGCAGCAGAGAGAGCAGGAGGAGAAACGACGACAGGAUGAGGAGGAGCGACGCAAACGAGAGGACGAAAUCCGAAGAAUCCGCGACCUGUCCAACCAGGACGAGCAGUACAACCGCUUUAUGAAGCUGGUGGGAGGAAAGAUGAGGACGCGCAGUAAAUCUAGGGAUCGUGAACACAGGAAGUCCACAGGUAAACAGGGCCUGGACGCCUCAGGUAACCUCUACCAGUAUGACAACUAUGAAGAGGUGGCGAUGGACACCGACAGUGAGACCAAUUCACCAGUCCCCUCCCCAACACACAACCCGUUCAGUGGCGAGGAUCCAGGAUGUUUCCCUCAGAUGUCUCUGUAUGUGACAGACUCUGCUCAGUUUGCACUGGAUUUCUCUCAUCCCUUCCUCCCCCCCAUGCUGUCCGGUGUUCCUCCCCCGCCUCCCCCUCUCCCCCCUCCACCGGAUGAGCUGGAGCCUCCUCCUAAACCUCCCUUUGCUGAUGAGGAGGAGGAGGAGGAGAUGCUGCUGAGGGAGACCUGUCUGAUGUCCAUGGCCAACAAGAGGGUGGUGGCGACCGAGGAGAAGAGCUCCAGCGGUCCUCCGUCUCCCAGCUGUCAGGCUCCUGCAGGCGUUCAGCAGCCGACCAGAGGAAACCUGAGCACGGUCAGUCUGAACACGGUGUCUCAGCCACGAACCAACAAGUUCGCCAGAGGACAUCACGCUCCCAGAGCUCCACUGAUGCUGCCCAGACACAAGUCAGUGGUGGUUUCUCUCAAUGAUUCAGAUGACAGUGACUCGGACAUGGACGCCUGCAGCUCCACACAGCCGGUGUUCGGAGGACUGGAGUUCAUGAUCAAAGAAGCCAGGAGGACCGUGGAGGCAGCGAAGCCAAAAGGAGCAUCAGGAUCUGAGAAGGAGAACAACCCCGUCAGAACUCCUGAGGCAUUACCGGAAGCCAAGAAGGCCGAAUACCGCCUGCUCAAAGAGGAAAUCGCCAGCAGCAGGGAGAAGCAAAAGACGUUGAAGGAUCCCAGUCAGAGUCCUUGGAGCUCCACCUCACCUGCUGUGUCUGAGUCUGUGGUGGAUUCAUCAGGGAAAACGACUGCAGAGGUGAAGCUGUGUGAAGCUGAGCAAAGACUCAACAAAAACAGGGAGCUGCUGCAGAGAGACGAGGCCGUCCUCAGACAUCUGCUCCAACAGGAGCUGAAGAAGAGGGAGUCUCUGAAGGCUGCUGAGGCCAAAGUGGCCAAACUGAGAGAGCAGCUGCAGGCUUCAGAGAAGAUCGUCAGUGCAAACAAGACGCUCCUCAAGAAGCUCCAGGAACAGGUGCAUCGUGUUGAACAUCGAGUGUCCAUAAAGAAGAGUCUGGCGGUCAGGUUGGAGCAGGAGCUGGCUCUGGCUCAGCUCGCUGCUGGAAGAGGAUCCAAGCGCAGAACAGACGCCAACCAGACCCUGCCCAGCAAGCUGCAGCGUGUGGACGGAGCUCCUCGCGGCUCAGAGCGUCACUUUGCGGAGCUGAUUGCUCAGAAGCAGCGGCUGCAGCAGCUGGAGUCUGAAUACGCCCUCAAGAUCCAGAAGCUGAAGGAGGCCCAGGCCCUGCGUAACAAAGGAACUCCAUCAGAGCUGCCAGCAGAGCCGCCAUUACGAGCUUCCACCCCCCCAGAUCCUCAGAUCCAGAUCCCACCCCCCUCUAGCCCCUUCCCUCUUCCCCAGCCCUCCCUACAUGACCUCACCCAGGACAAACUCACCCUUGACAGUGAAGACGUUGCUGAGGCUGAUGAUCAGGAAUCAGAACCCACACCUGCACCGGCUGCUGCACCUGCUGCUGCACCCACACCUGCACCCGCUGCUGCACCCGCUGCUGCUAAAGGCCAACGCCGACAUUCCCUCCGUCAGUCCAGCAGCUCCUUCACCAAACCCAACUUGGAGCAGCUGAGCUCCCCUCCAGCUAAAGACAGCAGCACCGCCAAACCUGCCAAGACAUCAGCCAGCUCCGAGUUUCCUGCAGAGAUGUUUGCAGGGCUGGACCUGGACACUCUGAAGCUGAGGUACCAGCAGCAGGCCCGAGUGGGAGAGCUGCUGCUGAGGGAGCUGCAGAAACUAGGAGAAAACGUCGACCACCCCCCAACUGGACAGAUGGUUUCAGUGGACGUGGAUGCAACAACAAGUCAAUCAGGGAGCAUAGAGCUGAAACCUGUUCCCUUUGGACCGUAUCACAGCCCUCUGCUGGUCUUCAGAUCAUAUAGGUUCAGUCCGUACUACAGGACCAAGGAGAAGUUAUCACUGAGCUCUGUAACAUACAGCAACACCAUCGAACCAAGAAAGUGUUUCUGUCGGUUCGAUCUCACAGGAACAUGCAAUGAUGACGACUGCAGAUGGCAGCACAUGAGAAACUGCACUUUGACUGGAAACCAACUUUUCCAGGAUAUUCUGUCGUACAAUCUGUCUUUGAUCAGCUGUUCUGAGAGCAGCUCAGACGAGGACGUCAGUGUAGCCACAGAGAAGUAUAUUAAGAAGCUGUUUGGCACAAACAAAGACCGUAUGGGAAUCGAUCAGAAGGCCGUCCUCCUCGUCAGCAAAGUGAAUGAAAGCAAACGACACGUUCCCCCGUUCACCACCUGUAAAGACUUGAGGAGGUGGAGACCGAAGCCGUCGGCACAGAGCAGUCUCAGCCCCGAGGACAACAGUGAGCAUGAGACCGCAGGUGGAAACAUCACACCUGGGGGAUACGAUGACCGCUUUAAGACCAGCCUGUCUGCCGUAGAUGUGUGUGUCACAUCGGAGGACAAGCGUUAUUUUGUCAGUGAGACAGACGACAUAUCAAACCUGGAGACCAGUGUUCUGGAGAGUCCUCGAGACACUCAGCUGUGGAUCAAACUGGCCUUCAAGUAUCUCAAUCAAAAUGAAACGUCUGCAGCAGAAUGUCUAGAAGCCGCCCUCAACACGCUGUCUCGUGCUCUGGAAAGUAACUGUGAUAACCCGGAGGUGUGGAGCCACUACCUGUCUCUGUUCUCCAGACGAGGCAGCAGGGAGGAAGUCCAGGAGAUGUGUGAGAUGGCCGUGGAGCACGCGCCGGACUACCGAGUGUGGUGGAAUUAUUUGAACCUGGAGAGCUCGUUUGAGGGGAAGGACUACGUGUGUGAUCGUCUGCUGCAGUUUCUCCUCACUGAGGCCUCUUCAGGUAUCACAGAAAAACUGUCCUUCCAGCUGAUGGAGGCUCUGCUCUACAGAGUCCACCUCAACCUGUUCACAGGCAGGAUGGAGAGCGCUCUGGCCAUUCUACAGAAUGCCUUGAAAUCAGCCCAUGACAGGAGUAUAGCCGACCACCUGACAGCCAGUGACCGGGCAUUGGUCUGGCUCUCCUACAUCCACCUGACGGAGUUCGACCGGCUGCCAUCCGGCCUGUACGACCCGGCAGAGUCCGGUCCGUCCAGACUGGUCAGCAGAGAGUCCUUCCUGCUGCCGUGGAGAACGCCGCAGGACAUUAGUACGCCGCUCGACAUCCUCAUUGCUCUCUUCCAAGAUGCCAUCCAUCAGUGCAGUGAUGAGUCGCUGUCUCAGAGUGAGAGGAUGCUGUCUUGCCUGCCUCUUCACACCAACCUCAUCUUCCUCAACAAACUGCUGCAGAGGUAUGAUGAGGGUAUUGCUCUGUGCGAGUCUCUGCUGGAGUGUUGUCCUGAGUCCUGCACUCUGCGAGACGCUCUGGCCGACCUCCACAUCAGGAAAGGAAACAGCGAUCAGGCGGUCAGCAUGUGGCUUCACGCUCUGGCUGAGUGUCCCAACAACGCCGAGGUCUUCUAUCACUCCUGCAAGUUCCUCAUGGCUCAGGAGAAGUCGAGCGCCGUUGUUCCUCUGUUUCGAGGAUUCAUCCUGUCGCUCUGUGAGGAUGAACAGAGUCAGCAGAAACCUGUGGACGUUCUGCGCAACAUCCUUGGUUUUCCCACCGAGGAGCUCCUGAGAGGUCCAAUCAUCAAGAAGGAGCUUCAGGAGCAGCUCAGUCAGCAGACUCCCUACCUGCAUCUGAUUCACUGUCGCUGGCAGCGGCUGCACGGUUCUGCAGAGGAAACGGUGGACGCCUUUGAGAGAGCGCUGGGAUCAGCCAUGCAGCUGGGGGAGCUUCACAAACUCUGGAUGGAUUAUCUGCUGUUCAGCAGCAGUCAGCAGACCCGUGGUCCGGCCAACAGUCAGUCCAAACUGUUCUCAGAUCUGGUCCAGCGUUGUCUGAGCACCGUCCCGUCUCGACUUGAGGUUCCCUUCAACCCUGCAGAGUUCUGGAGCUGCUACCGCUUCCACAACAAGGUGGUGACUCUUUACCUGAGCUGCCUACCACAGGCCCAGCAUGCACUUGUCCUGGAGAGACUGCGAUACGCCAUGCCCAACAACACUGAACUGGGCCUGAGGUUGCUGCAUCAGGAGUGGCAGGACGGAAACAUUGAACAUCUGAAAUUCCAGGCCAGGAUGUUGAGCAGUAACACUCCAAAGUGUUUGGCCAACUGGAAAAUAGCGAUAGCUGUGGAGAGGGAGCUAAAGGAGCGAUCUGAGGUGCGACUGCUCUAUCAGCAAGCCCUCCAAAACCUUCCACUGUGUGCUGCCCUGUGGAGAGAUCGCCUGCUGUUUGAAGCAGCCGAAGGAGGUAACUCAGAUAAGCUGAGGAGGCUUAUAGACUGGUGUCAGCAGGUGGGAGUGAGUUUAGUCGUGGGCCGAGCACAGGGAGAAGAUCACUGACCAUCCUCGGCUCCAGCGCUGCAACUACAAACUACAGAAUUAUUAUUAUCGUCACAGCCAUAAAAAGAAAUCAGCUGACUGGCUGUAGAUGAUUGAGUGAGAGCAGACAAAUCAGACGAGGUAAGACAGACGUCCCCCCUCCGCCUCCUCCAGGACACCUCGAGGCCCCUGUGCUCCCUCGAAGGUCCAUAUGUGGACCUGCUUAUGUCCCAUCACAUCAUGUACGUAAGUAUAGACCUGCUGAGUGCCACAGUGUAUUUUCUCUUCAAUUCAUGUCCUACCUCCUUUUGUUUCUGUCACUUUUCAUUUCAUUUGGAUUUCAUUUCCCUCCCUUUAUAUUUUAAGUUACCUGAGGGGUUGGGGUGGGGGGGUUUGGUUGGGACGGACCGUGACAUCUCACUGUGGUGUUUGACACCCCCACACCCCCACCCCCGUGUGUUUUAAAGGAUGUUUCCCCCCCCGUAGUGCUGCUGCAACAUCUGCACGUUGUCUUUUCUUUGUGUCCCAGAGGAAAAACAAGACUUUUAUUUUUGUUGAUCAAACUGAAUAUUGAUCAGGGUGUUGAGCGGGGCUGCUGCCUGUUUAGUAUUUUCUAUUUGGCUGGGUCCGGUCUGAAUGAGUGUGAGAGAGACUGCCACAGAGACUGAUCCACGCUGAGCCCGGCACCGGGAACGCCCUUUAAACGCACUACUGUUAGAGACAGUCAGGACUCGCUAACAUGCUCUCAUGUGCAAUUUGUCUUUUUCUUUUUGUCAAAGUUCUGCCAUAUAAUCAUUAAAGAGUAUUAGCAAGGAGAGGAGAAGAAAGUCCUUCCACUGUUGUGUUUUAUAUGUUGGAUUUAAAUGUUAUUAAAUUAUUUUC
This is a messenger RNA of Xiphias gladius (swordfish), 7754 nucleotides long. RefSeq names its product zinc finger C3H1 domain-containing protein-like. The transcript has 36 exons. The coding region runs from base 429 to 6893 and encodes 2154 amino acids. Gene Ontology annotation, biological process: RNA processing. Gene Ontology annotation, cellular component: nucleus; exosome (RNase complex). NCBI's taxonomy places the organism in Eukaryota, Metazoa, Chordata, Actinopteri, Istiophoriformes, Xiphiidae. The record is from RefSeq and is a predicted model, not a curated record. Gene Ontology annotation, molecular function: protein binding.